GUUUCUUCCUUUCAAAAACCCAUUCUAUGAACACAAUCUCACCUCCUUCAUCGUGUUUCAUACCUCUCUUCCCAACACGAUGAUCACUAAUACCACUACUACUCUCUUCUUGUUCAUCUCUCUACUUCUUCUUUCUUGUUUUCUCCAAGUUUCUUCCAAUGGAGACGCUGAGAUACUGAGUCGGGUUAAAAAGAGCCGACUCUUCGACCCCGAUGGAAAUUUACAAGAUUGGGUCAUAACUGGAGAUAAUCGGAGCCCGUGUAACUGGACGGGAAUCACAUGCGACAUCAGAAACGGUAGCUCAUUCGCCGUCACUGCCAUAGAUAUCUCCGGCUAUAAUAUCUCCGGUGGGUUUCCUUACGGAUUCUGUCGUAUCCGUACACUCAUCAACAUCACUCUUUCUCAAAACAAUCUCAACGGUACGAUUGAUUCUGGUCCUCUCUCGCUCUGUUCUAAAAUUCAGGUUUUGAUCCUCAAUGUAAACAACUUCUCCGGUAAAUUACCUGAAUUCUCGCCGGAGUUUCGUAACUUACGUGUCCUCGAAUUGGAAUCAAACCUGUUCACCGGCGAAAUUCCUCAGAGCUACGGGACAUUGAACGCUCUGCAAGUUCUGAACCUUAAUGGUAACCCGCUCAGUGGAAUCGUUCCGGCGUUUUUGGGUAAUCUGACUGAGUUAACUCGUCUUGAUCUCGCUUACAUCGGUUUUGAUCCUAGUCCAAUUCCAUCAACCUUCGGGAACUUGACGAAUUUGACUGAACUUCGGCUAACUCACUCGAACCUCGUCGGAGAAAUUCCUGAUUCGAUCAUGAAUCUGGUGUUGUUAGAGAAUCUCGAUUUAGCUAUGAAUGGUCUCACAGGAGAAAUACCUAAGAGUAUCGGACGACUCGAAUCGGUUUAUCAGAUUGAGCUCUACGAUAAUCGGUUAUCUGGAAAAUUGCCGGAGAGUAUCGGAAAUUUAACCGAAUUGAGGAAUUUUGAUGUCUCUCAGAAUAAUCUCACCGGUGAAUUGCCGGAAAAGAUCGCUGCUCUGCAACUUAUCUCUUUCAAUCUCAAUGAUAAUUUCUUCACCGGAGGAUUACCAGAUGUCGUAGCUUUGAAUCCUAAUCUCGUCGAAUUCAAGAUCUUCAACAACAGUUUCACGGGGACGUUACCUAGGAAUCUCGGAAAAUUCUCAGAAUUAUCUGAAAUUGAUGUCUCGACGAACAGAUUCUCCGGUGAAUUGCCGCCGUAUCUCUGCUACAGAAGAAAACUUCAGAAGAUAAUCACAUUCAGCAAUCAAUUAAGCGGCAAAAUUCCGGAAUCUUACGGCGAUUGUCAUUCGCUUAAUUACAUCCGAAUGGCGGAUAACAAACUCUCCGGCGAAGUUCCGGCUAGGUUUUGGGAACUUCCUCUUACUCGUCUCGAGCUAGCCAACAACAAUCAAUUAGAAGGUUCGAUUCCUCCUUCGAUUUCCAAAGCUCGUCAUCUAUCUCAGCUCGAAAUCUCCGGUAACAAUUUCUCCGGUGCGAUUCCCGUCAAAAUCUGUGAUCUCCGUGAUCUCAGAGUCAUCGAUCUUAGCCGCAACCGUUUCUCAGGCCCUCUUCCGUCUUGCAUCAACAAUUUGAAGAAUCUAGAGAGAGUGGAGAUGCAGGAGAACAUGCUCGACGGCGAAAUUCCGAGUUCAGUGAGUUCGUGCACCGAAUUGACUGAGUUAAAUCUCUCGAAAAACCGUUUACGCGGCGGAAUACCACCGGAGCUCGGUGAUUUACCGGUUUUGAACUAUCUGGAUCUCUCCAAUAACCAACUCACUGGUGAGAUUCCGGCGGAGCUGUUGAGGCUGAAGCUUAAUCAAUUCAACGUCUCCGAUAACAAACUCUACGGUAAGAUCCCUUCUGGAUUUCAGCAAGAUAUUUUUCGACCCAGUUUCUUGGGUAACCCGAAUCUCUGUGCUCCGAAUUUGGAUCCGAUUAGACCUUGCCGAUCCAGACCGGAAACCUGGUACAUUCUCCCGAUCUCAAUCAUCUGCAUUGUUGCACUAACCGGAGCUUUGGUUUGGCUGUUCAUCAAAACAAAACCGUUAUUCAAGAGAAAACCGAAACGGACCAAUAAAAUAACCAUUUUUCAACGGGUCGGGUUCACGGAGGAAGACAUAUACCCGCAAUUAACAGAAGAUAACAUAAUCGGGUCGGGCGGGUCGGGUUUGGUUUACAGAGUGAAACUCAAAUCAGGUCAAACGCUUGCGGUUAAGAAACUCUGGGGAGGACCAGGUCAAAAACCGGAAUCUGAAUCCGUUUUCAGAUCCGAAGUAGAGACUCUGGGUCGGGUCAGACAUGGAAACAUCGUGAAGCUGCUCAUGUGCUGCAACGGCGAGGAGUCUCGGUUCCUAGUGUACGAGUUCAUGGAAAACGGUAGCUUAGGUGACGUUUUGCAUUCUGAGAAAGAACAUCGUGCCGUUUCUCCACUUGAUUGGACGACACGAUUUUCGAUCGCGGUUGGUGCUGCUCAAGGACUUUCUUAUCUACAUCAUGACUCUGUUCCGCCGAUUGUUCACCGUGACGUUAAAAGCAAUAAUAUAUUGUUGGACCAUGAGAUGAAGCCACGUGUCGCUGACUUUGGUUUAGCUAAAUCGUUGAAGAGAGAAGACAAUGAUGGUGUCUCCGAUGUUUCUCCCAUGUCUUGUGUUGCUGGAUCCUACGGCUACAUUGCUCCGGAAUAUGGUUAUACGUCAAAAGUUAAUGAGAAGAGCGAUGUCUAUAGCUUCGGGGUGGUUUUACUCGAAUUGAUUACCGGAAAAAGACCGAACGAUUCGUCUUUUGGAGAGAAUAAGGACAUUGUUAAGUUUGCAAUGGAAGCAGCUUUGUGUUACCCUUCUCCAUCAGCAGAAGACGGAGCCAUGAAUCAAGAUUCACCUGGAAAUUAUCGAGAUCUUAGCAAGCUUGUGGAUCCAAAGAUGAAACUUUCGAUGAGAGAAUAUGAAGAGAUAGAGAAAGUUCUUGAUGUUGCAUUGCUCUGUACGUCGUCGUUUCCGAUUAAUAGGCCGACCAUGAGGAAAGUAGUAGAGUUGCUUAAAGAGAAGAAGUCACUAGAGUGAUAUUAAUCCUAGGCUUUUAAUUAUUAGGCUUCUAUAAAAUGUACAAAAUCCGACUAGGAUUGUUUGUUACUUAUUAUUAUAGGUUGGAUUUUGCUUUAAAGUUUGGCUUUUUAGAAAUUAAACUAUUUUAACCUUU
Messenger RNA from Arabidopsis arenosa, 3206 nucleotides. NCBI's taxonomy places the organism in Eukaryota, Viridiplantae, Streptophyta, Magnoliopsida, Brassicales, Brassicaceae. The record is from the annotation of a GenBank genome assembly.